ACGCCAUGGCGACGUCAGCUGCUGCUCACGCCAAUCCCAGAAAAUGCCGGGCGGGGAUCUCAGCAACGCGCUCGUUCAUCGCAGUUUUUGUCGUUUUGUUUGUCUAUUUUGGCGCCAUGUGCUGCGACGCGGAUACUCCCGCCAACAGGAAGAAAAAGAAGACGGGUAUUUCCUACGUCGUCUUAGAGAACCCGAAGUCUUGCGCCGUGAGAGUCAAGAGAGGGGGCGACAGGGUGCUGAUUCACUACAAGGCGAUGCUUCCCGACGGACACGUGUUCCAGACCACGUACAAAGUAGGUAGAACCCUAGAGGUUGUCACUGCCAGCAAGGGGCUAGCGAUUGAUGACGUGCAAGCUUUCCCAGACCAUCAGGAGGCUAAGUAUCCAAGGGUUAUGGUAGACCAGCCGCACCCCUGGAAGCCCGCCAUAAUUGGAAUGUGCGUUGGCGAAAUUAGGCGCGUAACUGUUGCGCGCCGAGUCUUUGUGUCGUCGGGCAUACCUUUUCCCGCCGAGGACGACUCCGCUGCUGCGUACGUGGACUACGACGUUGAGGUCAUUGCCGUCAACGGUGUCCACGAGGACCAGCUAGCUGAGGACGAAUUGCAACCGUCCGAUUCCGCCCCCGCCCCCGCCAUUUCCCAGGACCCACAAAAAAAUGCGACCGUUCCCGCCGCCGCCGACGAGCAGCGGGGAAUCCUGUCCCCCCGCCAGCAGGGGACGGAGUCGCCGCCGGCAAAACGCCAAGGGCAAGGCUACGUCGAUGACGUCGAUCGGGAUGGCAAUGGCGCGGGGAAGAAGAUCGACGAAGAUCCAGAUCGCGAUCGACGGUAUCUGCUAGGAAGCGCGAAGCCGUCCGCCGGGAAAGUGGUCGGCGGCUUUGCCCCCAAAGCGGACCGCUGUGACUCAUGCAGAGCCACGGUUGAAGAGUUCUACCACGCUUGGAUGAGGGUGACAUAUAAGGGCGUGCGAGAAAGAUCGGACUUGGCACAGGCGUCAGGAGGGCACAGGCCUAGCAUGACGUAUGACGAACAGACGGAGGAUAUGGUCCAGCACCUUUGUGAACGAAGCGAUCACAUACGAAAGCUCUCAAAGAGGAUUGGAGACGGAUGCAACCGGCUUAUGAAGCGCUGGAAGAGGCUCCUGUGUUCUUCACAGGUGGUGGCAGCCAACGGUCUGUGGGAUUUACUCGUGAUGUGAGUUGGUGAUGUGCCUCUUCACGCUGUGUUGGAUGUU
Molecule: messenger RNA, 1232 nt
Organism: Chara braunii
Lineage: Eukaryota; Viridiplantae; Streptophyta; Charophyceae; Charales; Characeae
Source: the annotation of a GenBank genome assembly